Otolemur garnettii (small-eared galago) is the source of this 796-nucleotide messenger RNA. It is a transcript of the gene NUDT14, whose product is annotated as nudix hydrolase 14. The transcript has 5 exons. Bases 86 to 778 code for a protein of 230 amino acids. The record is from RefSeq and is a predicted model, not a curated record. Gene Ontology annotation, biological process: ribose phosphate metabolic process; nucleoside phosphate metabolic process. NCBI's taxonomy places the organism in Eukaryota, Metazoa, Chordata, Mammalia, Primates, Galagidae. Gene Ontology annotation, molecular function: UDP-sugar diphosphatase activity; metal ion binding.
GCAUGCCCAUAGUUGCGGUCACGCGCCGCCCGCUAGUGUCCGGAACGAAGUCGGUCCUGGGCCCUGACCUGCUGCUCACGUCGCCAUGGAGCUCAUCGAGGGGGCGGCCGUGGGCCGCUGCGCCGCCUCACCCUACUUGCAGCCGCUCACGCUGCACUAUCGUCAGAAUGGUGCCCAGAAGUCGUGGGACUUCAUGAAGACACAUGAUAGUGUGGCCAUUCUCCUGUUCAACUCUUCUCAGAGGAGCCUGGUUUUGGUGAAGCAGUUUCGGCCAGCUGUGUAUGCUGGUGAGGUGGAACGCCGCUUCCCAGGGUCCCUAGCAGCUGCGGACCAGGAUGGGCCCCAGGAGCUGCAGCCAGCACUACCAGGCUCAGCAGGGGUGACAUUUGAGCUUUGUGCCGGCCUCGUGGACCAGCCCGGGUGCUCGCUGGAGGAAGUGGCUUGCAAGGAAGCUUGGGAGGAGUGUGGCUACCACUUAGCCCCCUCUGAUCUGCGCUGGGUAGCCACGUACCGGUCAGGAGUGGGACUGACUGGCUCCAGACAGACCAUGUUCUAUGCAGAGGUGACAGAUGCCCAGCGUAGUGGCCCAGGUGGGGGCCUGGCAGAGGAGGGUGAACUCAUCGAGGUUGUACACCUGCCCAUGGAUGGUGCCCAGGCCUUUGCGGAUGACCCAGACAUCCCCAAGACCCUUGGUGUUAUCUUUGGUAUCUCUUGGUUCCUCAGCCAGGUGGACCGCUGCUUGGGUUCCCACUCAACCCCCUCCCUACAGACCCAAUAAAGGUGUGCAUGGCUCCCA